Molecule: messenger RNA, 1788 nt
Organism: Closterium sp. NIES-65
Lineage: Eukaryota; Viridiplantae; Streptophyta; Zygnematophyceae; Desmidiales; Closteriaceae
Source: the annotation of a GenBank genome assembly
AUGCCCCCCAAAACAGAGCAGGAGAGCGCAGAGCAGAACCACAUGUGCGCUCGCUACGAGAAAGCUCUCGAUUCCUUCCUCUCCUGCUCCUCGCCCCCUCCCCAUCUCUCCUCAUCAACAGAGCAGGAGAGCGCAGAGCAGAACCACAUGUGCGCUCGCUACGAGAAGGCUCUCGACUCCUUCGUCUCCACACCAACCACACCGGCAUUGGAGCCAGCAGCGGCUGUGGAGCCGGACCUGCUGUUUGUGUUUGCACGCAAGAAGCAGACGCCUCUCGAUUCAGAUGCAACAGCUCGCCCAAAUCCCGAGCUGGCUUUGGAGCCGGACUUGUUGUUUGUGUUUGCACGCAAGAAGCAGACGCCUCUCGAUUCAGAUGUGACAGAGGAGGCCAGAUCUCGACCCAAAUCCCGACCCCCAUGGCUGCAGUGGACGCUCGUCGCUCAACUCGCCCUGCGCCUCUCACCCUCACCACUGCCGUCUCUGCUCAUUAUAAUCCUCAGUCCUCAUCCUUUCCCCCCUUGGCUGCAGUGGACGCUCGUCGCUCAACUCGCCCUCCCCCCUCUCACCCUCACCACUGCCCUUCACGAAAUCCGAGCCGCUGCUACAGACACAGCUACUGAUUCUGCGGACAACCCUGCUGCUAUACACGAUGCUGGGAGCACAGCUGGCGCUGCUGGUGAGGUCAACACGGGUCGAGCCGCAACUGGAGCAGCUAUUGCCACCGGCUCCGCUUCAUCUGAUUCACCUGCUGCUGCUGCUGCUGCUGCUGUUGCUUCAGACUCAGCAGGAGUCUGGUUUUCAAGCCAGAAAAUGGAUGAGCACGUGCAGAGGUGGCUGAUGGGACGGAUACCCAAGAGAGCGUGGAGUGACUGGUUCAAAGCUGUUGAGAGCGGUGCAGGAGUGUGUGUGGAUAGAGCAGGAUGCAGAGGUGGGUGGCUGAUGGGACGGAUACCCAAGAGGGCAUGGAGUGACGUGGCUCAGUGCGUUGCCUGGUACCGACGAGACCUGGUGUUUGCCAGGCAUCCUUCUUUUGAGUCACUAUCACAAUCACAGUCGAACGUGCUUGUGAGCGGCCUGAAGCAGGCCCUUGGCUUGCCAGCUGCCGCCACGCGUGCUGCUGUGCUGGCAGCGUACGAGGCCGCCACGUGGCGGCAGCAGGCCUCCAUCCUGUGCCACGUGGCACGCCUCCAGCUCAGCGCUGACUGGGACUUGCUGGGCCUGUCUGAUGCUUCAGCAGGAGGAUACAUUGUGACAGGCGAUGGUGACAAUAGGAGUGGUGACAAUAGCGAUGGUGAUAGUAAUGAAGAUGAAUGGGGAGAACAGGAUCAGACGGAGGAGGAUGAAGAGGAUGAGGGAGAGAGUGGAGAGGAGGGAGAGGGGGGGGAUUCAGAAGCGGAGGAGGGGGAGGAGGAAGAUGAGGAUUUGGUGUGGUCAGAAGCAGAGGAGCAGAGAGCAUUAGCUCGAGAUGCAGAGAUGCUGAAGCAGCAGGGGGGACAAGGAAUUACUAGUCAGAGACUGUUGGGUGAAGGUUUAACUGGUGGAGGUGACAUUGACGUUCUUGCUGGUGGUGGUGGUGCUGCUACAGCCGGAGCUGCUGGCGAGAGAAAUACUGAUGGCUCAAUUAGUGAUGGUGGUGACGAGUUGUCUGUAAUGGAGCGGACUCUAGUGAGGAAAAAGGAGGAGGCAGCUGGGGAGGUGAAGGCAGCAGUGGGACCGUUUGAUUCGGUCAGGCUGAUUGGGGAGCUGACACUGCUGCACGCUAUUGAGAGUGGAGAGGAGACAUUCUGA